Molecule: messenger RNA, 1387 nt
Organism: Calidris pugnax (ruff)
Lineage: Eukaryota; Metazoa; Chordata; Aves; Charadriiformes; Scolopacidae
Gene: MVB12A
Product: multivesicular body subunit 12A
Exons: 10
Coding region: 53-832 (259 amino acids)
Biological process (GO): virus maturation; regulation of epidermal growth factor receptor signaling pathway; viral budding
Cellular component (GO): cytosol; ESCRT I complex
Source: RefSeq, a predicted model, not a curated record
AGGGCGCGGCGGGGGGCGGGGCUCCGCCACUCCCGGGGAGUAAGCGGCGGCCAUGGCGGCGGCGGAGGAGGAGGUCCCGCUCACCGGCGUCGGUUGGGCCGCUUCCCCCGAGGCGGCCCCCGCCGGCUGGAAGGCGAUCACCGUUACCGUGGACGGCGCGGCGGCCAACCUGGGCAAAGGCUUCGGGCACAAGAGCGGCGGGUUCCUGUGCGUGAGCACCGGCGGAGCCCAGGCGGCUCCCGCUUCGGUGGUGACCGACGUUGUGGUGCUGAGCGACCGGAGCCCGCAACCCCCCGGUUACAGCCGCGCCCCGGAGUUCCCGGAGCCUCGAACCGGCGUUUCCCGGAAAAAACGCCUUUACGUGAAGCUGGUGCCGGUGGAGGCGGCGGAGACGGCGGUGCUGGACAUUCAGCUCAGCCCCAAGAGCAAAGCCCUCCCCCCCUACAUCAAAAUCGGGGAAAUGGGCAAUUUCGCCCUUUGGUGUAAAAAAGGGCCGGUUUCCAAGCGGGGCCCCCCCGUGCCCCCUCCCCGAAACCUCAGCGCCGCCCUGGGUCACCUCUCCCUCCACCCCCAGGACCGAAAGGGCAGCCUCCGCCGCGGCGCCGCUCAGCACGAAGCUCUCUCCGACUCCUCCAACAUCUACGGCCUCUCGGCGAUGGACGGGGUCCCCUUCACGCUGCACCCCAAAUUCCAGAGCAAACUCGGCGCCGGCAGCACCGCUCUCCUGGCCGAGCUGAACGUUAAAUCAGUCGCCGACAUCGAGAAGGAGUAUAAUUAUCCUUUCGUGGUGGAGAGAACGGCCGCUGCCAGGCUCCCCCCUGGUGUUUGUUAACACCGGGGGGGGCACCUCCAAGGACCCCCCCCAAUGUCUUGGGGGGGCCUCACUCCUCGCUCUCUCCCAGCUGAAAUUUCAGGGGACACCAAAGAAUCACAAAUCCAGCCCAGAAAUCGCUCGGGGAGAAAAAUAAGGGUGGUUUUGAUUUUUUUUCCUUUUCUUUUCUCUUCUCAACCCCCCCAAAAAUAUUAAAAUCUUAAUUGUAAUGAGUUGGGAAAUCAAAAUUCCAGGCAGCAGCACAACGGGGAGAAGUUCUUGGCAGUGGUUGGGCUCCGGCGACGUUAAAAUUCGUUAUUCUGGCCAUUCCUGAGGGUAUUUUUGGGGUUUUUUGCAUUUUUUUCAUGGUGGAAAAACCUCCUCCUCCCUCGGCCUCGCGUUCGCCGUUUCGCUCUGUCUCCUUGUUGCCCCAAAAAACUUCCAACCCCACAAAAAAAGAAGUUAAAAACCAAAAAAAAAAAUACCCCAACCCCACUUUUCAAAAUACAGCAGAUUUGGAUUUUUUUGAUUUUGUUUUUAGUUACCAAAUAAAUUCUCUAAAACGUUUUCCUUAAA